AUGCUGCUAUGCACCAAUUUGUGCUUCAAACGUCUCGAUCAGUAUUCGGCCAAAGUCACACAGGAAAUCAACAAUAACGAUGCAGAAUCGAGCGAAAUGAGUAGGUGGUCGGCUGGCUCCACGCCGGGGAGUGUAAAGCCGGUGUAUGGCGCCCGCUAUCCACCAUUACACCAAUCGGUCACCCAAAGCCCCACGAAGAGCGGCGAAACGGCGCACAGGCAUAAUAAAUUUCAAGAUUAUGAGAAUAGUGUUAGCGAUGCUUGGGACACUCGUGUGAAGGUUGACGAGACAUUAGCUUCAGCGUCGGCGGCGAAAGUGCUAGCGGCUCACGCGGCCGGAAAAAAUCGAGACGAGGAAAUCAUGCCGCCGGUGAACUCGGCGCCGACGAAGAACAGCCGACAGUUGGCGCUUCAGCGGCUCGCGAUUCAGAAGGAGCCGCUGCCGACGUCGAUGUCGACGACGCCGCAAACCGCCAAUCCGAUCUAUCCGAAAUUGCCGGAGAUUUCCGAUCAGCCGAGAUCGGCGGCGCCGGCGGUUAGCGCGCCACCGCAUGGCGGCGAUCGCGAUCAGACGCGUUUUGCGCGCCUCCGUCGCCUCUUCUCGAAUGGCAAAUCGAGCGGACGAAGCUCGCCGUCGGUCGACGUUGAUCUCGACAAAUUGCGCGAAGACUGCUGGAUGGGAAUACCGCACAAAUUGCGACCGCAGGCGUGGCGUUUGCUAUCGGGCUAUUUGCCGACGAACGCCGACCGACGCGAGGUGACACUUCAAUGCAAACGCGACGAAUAUUGGCAUUAUGUCGAACAGUAUUUCCAUUCGAGAUUCGAUGAUCAAAACGCGGAGACGUUUCGACAAAUUAACAUUGAUAUACCAAGAAUGUGUCCGCUGAUUCCACUAUUCCAACAGAAAAUGGUCCAAGAGAUGUUCGAACGAAUUCUGUACAUUUGGGCGAUUCGACAUCCGGCGAGCGGCUACGUUCAGGGCAUCAACGAUCUCGUCACGCCGUUCUUCGUCGUGUUCCUGUCGGAGUUCAUUCCGCAAGACGUCGAAGUCGGCUCGUUCGACGUCUCCCAAUUGCCGCUCGAACAAUGCCAAUUGAUCGAGGCGGACUCGUUCUGGUGUGUUUCGUCGCUUCUCGAUUCGAUUCAGGACAACUACACGUUCGCGCAGCCCGGAAUUCAGCGGAAGGUGCUUCGACUCAGACAUCUGAUGAGUCGCGUUGACAGACCACUCCACAAACACCUCGAGUCGAAUGGCGUUGAAUAUUUACAAUUCGCGUUCCGCUGGAUGAACAACAUUCUGAUGAGAGAGAUCCCAUUGCGAGCCACCAUUCGACUAUGGGACACUUAUUUGAGCGAACCCGACGGCUUCUCGCAAUUCCAUAAUUAUGUGUGUGCGGCAUUCCUGCGCACGUGGUCGAAACAAUUGCAGAGUGAAAAGGAUUUUCAGGGCAUCAUGAUUCUCCUCCAAAAUUUGCCGACACAAUCGUGGGGCGAUCGUGAGAUCUGCGAGCUGACGGCCGACGCGUAUUCGCUUCAAUCGGUGUUCGACGGAGCGCGACAGCAUCUGUCGACUCAGUCGGCAUCGCCAUAA
Messenger RNA from Caenorhabditis bovis, 1590 nucleotides. The record is from the annotation of a GenBank genome assembly. Lineage: Eukaryota; Metazoa; Nematoda; Chromadorea; Rhabditida; Rhabditidae.